UAAUAAAAUUUAUUAAAUAAUAUCUUUACUUGUGUUUUGUAUAAUUUUGAGUCUAAGAAAUUCUUCGAUUUAUCGAAAUUCUAUUUGGCGGGAAAUUUAUAUUCAUCGAACAUAAUGUUUCUAUACUGUGGUUUUCAAAUUAUACAUUAUGUUUAAGACGAUCGAAAGAACGCAAUAGGAUUAAUAUCGACUAAUGUAAAUUACUUUUCUUGAAAUUAGCUAUUUUAGCAAUUCCAGUCAUGAUUACGAUAUACAUAUCUAGACCAUUUUUCGAGAAGUGGGGAGAGGUUGGUCGAUAUUACCUGCAAACCACCUUACUUUCGGAAUAGAGUAACGGUAGUCACAUGUCAGCUGCCGUCACGUGAACCCUGUAUUGGAUUGUUUCAGUUAUCGUGUUAUUUAUCAUGAAAUGUGUAUUCAAAACAAAACGAGAAAUAUAUGAUGUACUAAAUUAUAUUGUUAUAGUUAAAAAAAGCGUGAAAAAUGUUACUGCAGUUUAAAAAAUGCUUGUCUUACAUACGAAGAGAGAGAUAAAAGGCCUGUCGCUCGCGUGACUCGAUGAACGAUCCGGAAUCAGAAAAACGAUCCUCGUGGAAAACGAUGAAGGACCCAUGGUUUCCAUUAGACGAGACGUAACGGUGGUAUGUCCAAGUGCCUGGAUUUUACCCUAUCUAUGACUGGAUCGACGAAUUCGGGGCCUCUGCAGCCCCAGAAGGAUUCCUUACCACUUCCGGCACGAUCCUCUCCUUUCGAUUUUUAUUCGACAUCCGAGAGUUCAGCUCGUCGAGGUCACCGUCAGCGGCUCUCUCGAAAGAUGACAUUGACCUCACCAAACGGUCAACCAAUACAACUUACUCCUCUCUGGGAACACGUGGUACGUACUCGAAAAUUUCCAAGCGAGGUGGAUACUCAUUCGACAUUCCUGGAGAUAUCCGAAAGACUACGUGAUCCAGAAUGGGAGGUGCGUCAACACGCUCUUCGUGUGCUUAUAGACGUGUUACCAACUUUGAAUGCUGACAUCGUGGACAAGGUCAUGCAACCAGUGGUACCAGAGCUGGUCAAUAAUUUGGGCCACCCUGCGCCUGCCGUUCGCAAGGGUGCCUUGGAUGCCUUCCGAGUUUUUCUCAUUCAUAGUCACGAUAGAGACAACACUAUUAAAAACAUUCUUCAGGAUGGUUUGAACCGUUCGGAGGUACGGGACUCCUUCCAGACCAACGUGACGACCGGUGUGAUCUUGAGCGUGCCUUCAUUGCUGUUUCCAUCGUUCAACAGCCCAUUGCCUGAUCCUCAACUGAUCAAGGAUACGACGAUAGCUCUGGCUUCACGUUUAGCUCAGGUACCACAUCAGGAAGCUGUAUUAAAAUCGUUGAUGAAGAUCCGAGACGCAGUUGGCGUAGCAGAGUUUGAAAGUUAUUUGGAAGACUACGAUAACAAGCUGAAAAGAAAUAUCGAGAUUCUGUCUAAGAUCUACAAUAUAAAAUCCGCCAAGAAGAGCCCGAGAAAGAGUGCAGAUGUUAAGAACGUGGAGAAAGUGGAGAACAAAGACCUGGAAGGUAAAUGGGAGAGUGAUAGCGACACUUCAGGCAUCGCAGAAGAGGAGGACGAAGUUAAUAAUACUACCAUGCCAGCUGCCAGAGUCGUAUUAGAAACGGAGAUCAAGUUCAACGAAGAAACAGCCAUCACUAUGACUAUUCUUGAGGAGAAAGAUGACAGCGAGCAAGAGGAGAAUGGAGAAGGAAAUGGAACUGAUGUGAAGAACAGAGAAGCUGAAGGAAAGGAAGAUGCUGAUAAAAGAAAGACACCUAGAAGAGUUCAUUUUGGAGGUGAGAUAGUUAAACUAAGAACACCAGAUAGCGAUGACACAGAGUCUGUGGAAGCUACUCCUAAGACUAGGAUUCCACUUCCGGUCUCUCCUGCUACCAAAAUGCCCACUCGACCUAGACCUUCUUCUCAGCCCUGUAGUCCUCGUAGAGAAUUUGGAAAGCCUAAGAGAACAUCGAGGUCUGUUUCUAGUAGCCCCAAGAGGGAAAUAUACACGCAUAACGCGGAACUGAGCCCAAAGAAAAGUAUUCUUACUAGGACUAACAGUCCAUUGCCUAGCGGUAAAGAUCUUGAGCAACUGAAAAAGAAGAAAAGCGUGACUAGACAGGAGGACAAAGAUGGUAAACAUAAUAUGGAGAGUGGAGAUGUCAAGAACGUGAAAGUUAUCGAAAUAAGCGGAAAACUAGAAAAAGUUAAGAAAGAAGAAGUGAAAUUGGUCCAGAAUGGUCAAAGUAUCGAUUCUGAAAAUUCCGAAAGUAAAAGUUCAUUCAAAAAUGAGAAACAACAGGACGUUUCCUUAACAAUUUCUAAAGAGCCUGCAACUUCUAAAAGUGUUUCAACAAUGGAAUCGGACAAUUUUGGAACUCAAAAUAAGAAAGCUGGAGUAGAUGUUAAUAGAAAAAGUAAUUCGGAAAAUAAAAUAACGGAAAGUGUUCAAACGAAGAACACAGAAGAGAAGAGUGAACCUUUGGGAAAUAGCCACGAAGCUGAUUCUUUCUUUGGUUCUUUAGUGGAAGUUAAUGAAACGGAACAAAAUCAUGUGAGAGUAAAUCAAGAUGGAAUUAAAGUGAACGAGAAUGAAACUGUGCAGAAAGAUUCUGCAAAGUUAAGGGGUAAUGUAACGAGUAAUUUGCAGAACAAUAAUAGUGAUUGUGAGUCGUUGAAAAAUGUCGGCUGUGAACGAACGUCGAGGAGUGAUCGCGAUAAAGGAGGCGCGAGUGUGAUUGAGAAAAGUGGUAAUACUAUUUAUAGGGCUGACGAGAUAGAAUCUACAGCAGGGGAGCCGAGCUGGGAGGAACUUGGACUGGUUGACCAGGAAGUGUUAGAAGAUCUGCAUAACAAAGAGGAUUGGCGCGCUCGUGUCAGAGGUUUGGAAAGAGUAGCGUCCGCUUUGCGAACGUCCUCUGCUCUGAUCGCGAUAGAGCCGCGAUUAGGAUCUCUUUUGCAUGCAGUACUGGGCUGUGAAAGGAGCUGUCGUGUAGCUGCUGCGGGUUUGGCCGUGGCAAAGGUAGUCGUAGCUGGAGUAAGUGAAGAGGCUCUGAAAAAACGUUUGCCGCAAUUGGCAUGGGGUUUAGCGAGACACGGUGGUCCAAGCGCAGCUCAAUUAGCCAGGAUCACGAUGCUUAGACUCAGGCCUUCUCUUCUUCUAGAACAACUUCUACAGCCGCAGUGUUUGAAUGCGAGGAACGCAAAGACUAGGGAAAAUACCUUACAGUUGUUAAUUUUCUCGCUGGUGACAUUUCCAAGUACGGAAUUCAAAGUGGACGCAGUGGCUAACAAGGUAGCUAAGAUGGUUAGAGAUCGUCGACGCAGGGUACGACAGGCAGCGCUUGAUACAUUGGCUGUGUUGGCUCAGAUCUAUGAAUCCGAGGAAGUAUUAGCAGCAGGAAAACGAGCAUCAGAAGGUCAUCAUGAUGGGGAGGCAAUGAUGUCCGCUAUUAGAGCUCGUCUGGCACGGAAAUCUCUGCCUUUAGUUUCUGCGGAUGGUCUUGUCAUGUAUGGUUUGCAGAUUUCACCCACCGUACAAAUAGCUGCAGGUCCUGAUGUCGACUGGAUUGUGGCCGGAAGUGGUUCAAUCUCACCAUCCAUCGGACGUACUAAAAGCCAAGUUAUAGCAACGAGGUCGGAAAAGGAAAAACUUGUAAGAAACGAAAAUUAUCGUGAAAACCUAUGGAGCGACAGACAAAAUUUCGUUGCACUUGGAGUCGGUAUGCGUUCCAAAUUGGAACAACCUGUUGUGUGGCAAAUAGUUCCAACGCAAAAUCAGGAUAUGCAAUGUGAAAAUGAACUGAAUUUGCAAGCAAAUCGAAACAUAAAUACAAGUAUCCGUAAUUGUGAUACUUUUAAUGUAGACGUAAAAUCUCGAAAUCAAUCAAAAAUUUCUACUACUAGAGAACCUGGGAAUUAUCGUAAUAUCAUUGAAAAUAAUUUUGAGAGAAAGGAAAACAAUAAUAAAACAACAGAAUCUAGAAUUCCUGUACUUUAUACUCGAGAAUAUAUACCAAAGUCUAGCGGCCUCCUAAUGGAUAAAUCGUCUAAUUUAGAAUUAAUAAAUAUUAAUUUAAAGAGAAGAUUAAGGGACACAACAGAAAAUUCUAACGACCGAAGUUCUCAAGAAGAAAACGUUAGGAGCUGUGGGACUAUGUAUCAUCAAAGAAGAAGAAACCAACAAGAAAAUAGUACAAGUAUGCAUUAUGACAGUUAUCGGCCAAUGAAAAACAUAAAUAAUGCAAAUGUAGAUAGUAACAAUUCAAAUGAACGUACAAGUCAAAAAUUUUCGGAUGGUAAUUCCAGAGUUUAUCAAAAGUUUAUGGAAAGAGGUCGAUAUUCAAGGAAAUCUGAUGUCAAGUCUAAAUAUCCUCGUUCAAGUUCCAUUGAAAGUCAUCAAUCAUCAUCAAGAAAUAUUCAUCAAACAUUUGUUAUGCAUAAUAUGUAUAAUACCUCACAUCGAGAAGGGCGAGUUGUGGAUGAAAAUUCUUUUCGACCAUUACAAGCAGCUCCCACAUUAACAUAUGGAUAUAAUAAAGUUGGAGAAAAUAAUGAUAAAAAUAUAUCACGGAUGAGAAUUCAUCGCAAAACGAAAGACGUGGCUGCUCAAAAAAUUGCCGAUGUCGAAGUAAUGUCAUCGGAUGCUCAAACUAGUGAAUAUCUUCCUGCGAUACGCACUGACACUCCUUAUAGAAGAAGAUUACGUUCUCUAUCUCCAUCCCAAUUAUAUCGUCGUCAACAAUUUGUUAGAACAGCCUCCAACGAAGUCCAUGCAUUGUCCAUGUUCGAUAUAGACAAAGCGGUGAACGAAGAAGGAUAUAAUGAAAAAAAUAAGCAUCAUUUUCUACCAGACGAUCACUUCGGAGUAAAGACAGUAGAUCCAGACGAAGCACAAUUUGAAGUGGACGAAUUUUCAUCGUCAGACGCUUUAGAAAAUAACUAUCACCAAGAUGUCGAACAGGACGUACAAGAUUCUCAAGAUGAUAGUGAUUCCAGAUCAUCUACUCCUGAUAGACAAAAUGCAGACACUGCAUUUGAUAUCAUCACCGGACAAUCAGGUUCUCCUGGUCGAGACACCGUCGAUUUCAUUAUUUCAUUGGACCAAAAAGUUGAGACUGGAACAGAAGCGACAAUGACAUCGAUCGACGACGAUGGAUCCAAGGACUGGAGCAGCGAAGAAGAAUUAAAAUUAAGAAAUCAAAGUCGUGCGAUAUCCAGGAACUCGGAACACGCUGAAUACCUGGAAGAAAAUCAAAACGAGAGCGAAUUUAGCACUUCAGAUGAAAAUGGAAGGACGGAUGAAAUGUUAAACACGCAGGAAAGAUCUAUCGUAUCAAUUUUAACAACUGAACGAGCGUUGACGAGCGAAAGCUUGCAGCAAAAAGCCGAUGAUAUUCUACAUACGGAUUAUCAAGAUGAAGAACUUCCGAGAAUGUGCACGAGUCCGAAAAUGUUUAGUCGAUCGCCGAGUAGAAAUUCUGUCGAUUUUGAGGCAUCGAAAUCUCCAAGACAUAAUUCUCGAGGCAGUCCACAUAAAUUGAGUUUUGAAUUGGAAGACAAAGAUUUGGCAGAUUCAAGCGAAGACAAAGCUGAUUCCUUCACAGUGCAGUGUGACUCUAUCCAGUCAGGAGAACCAACUCAAUCACGCAGAGGCUCGAAAUCAGAAGAAUCACCAGCCAUCAUCAUUGCCUCCAGACCGCAUUCAUCCAGUUCUAAUUAUGUGGAAAAUCAUCUCGACAAUGCCAUUCAAAUGGAAGAAAAUGAUAAUAUUCUCAGGUUUGUUAGCGAGACCAACGGGAAUAAUAAUUUUGAAGAUGGACAAAGUAAAGAUAGUUCCAGCGAAACGAAUACUGAACCAGCAAUUAUAAAAAUCGAGAGUCAACCUGUGGAGCCAGUCGCUACAACCAAACGAAAAACCUCCAGGGUUCCUCGUAUUGCAACAAGAGCUCGAAGCAAAGGAAAUCCGGAGAAAGCGGAAAAGAUAAAACCAAUAGUACAACAGUGUUUUGCUCACCUUGAGAAUAAAGAUUGGGAAAUUACUAUGAAAGGGUUAAAAACGUUAUCCCAGAUCGCAAAGCAACAACCGGAGUAUCUGGAUGUAUGCGCUGCUGCGACGAUAAACCGGCUUUUAGGUCGUCAAAUAAAAAGUCUUCGGUCACAAGUGGCACGAACGGCAUGCUUGACCGCCGGUGAUAUUUUUAGUUCACAGAUUCGUGGCAUAGAUCAGGAUUUCGAUGACAUAGUCGGAUCAUUACUUCACAGAACAGCAGAUACUAAUCGAUUUCUUCGAGCAGACAGUAAUGCAGCCUUGGAUAAAAUGAUAGAACAUCUUCCGCCUCAUAAAACGAUCACUGUCAUCGUACUGCGUGGUGCGAGUCACCAGAACGCCAUAGUAAGAGCAGCUACAGCAAGAUUAUUGGCUUCUAUAGUCGAUCGAAUAGGACCACAACAUACUUUAAUUUUACCAAAAGAUGUGAAGGACAAGCUACUUUCUACAGGCGCGAGAUUAUUAAUCGAUGGAAAUCUGGAUACCAGAAACCAUGCAAAGAAAAUGUUCCGACAUCUUGCACGCUGCGAAGGAUUUCGAAAGGCUUUAACGGACGCUGUGCCUGAAACAACCUUAAGACACAUCGACAAGACUUUGAAAACUCUCUAGUUAAUCGAUUGAUCGUGUGAUCUUGCACGUCGCUUCGCCAUCUGGAUCUAAUCCAUCCAACGAAACUGCUUCUUGCAAAAAGUGAAGAAACUGAAGCUAUUAGCUAAUAAGAGUUUCAGUGGUGUAUUCAAUACGAACUUUGUGCACGGGGGAAAAAUUAUAGGAUCUCACGUAGAUUGUGAGAGAAACGAUUUCGCUAUGCUGAUAUAUAUUUUCCUCCAUGCACGAACGCGUAUUUUCUUCCCUGACAUUUAAUCGCACGAGUUCAGCUAUGAAAGAGAAGUGGAAGCAUGAUUGCUCUAGUCGACUGAUUUCAACGUUUCAAAACAUUUUGAUACUCUAACGAUGUACGUCCAUACAUUUCUUUUUUAUACCAUUGUAUAAGCAACGUAUUUAGAAACCAGAGAGAGAAACUUAUUUGCAUAAUGUGGAUUUUUAGGGUUUUAUUUUUCUGAAUCGUUGUCAUUUUAUCCUAUCGUGUAUGAUCUUUUUUUUAUGAAAUUUAGAAGAAUCUCCAAGACUUCGGUUUUUAACAAAAUAUUUUAUUGUAUCGGAAGAACUGUUAAGUGAAUCGUCAACUGGAUAAAUUUCAAAUAUGUAAGAUUCACAUUAUGUAAAUAAUCUAUGCUCAAUUAUAAAAUAUUAUUCCGAAAAGAAAGGGGUCAUACUAACUUUAGGAUGUGUAAAAUAAUUUUUACUUUUUAACGUAAACAAUGAAGAAAUUUAACGUUACAUAAUAUAUUAUUUAUCAAGUGAUAUUUCUCUUUGUAAUCAGUAAUUUGUUCUAAUCAGCUGAGGAUUAUUUUCUUGUACUUAAAACCCUUGUACUUGAAACGUUGUGCCUUAAGAAACUAAAAUCUUUUGUUAUAACUGCAGAAGAUUUAUACAAAGUUAUGUUAAUGAAAUUUAGACUCAAAUUAAUGUAAUAUAAUAAUGAUUUACUAAAAUCGUAACGCUCAAUCUAUUUAAUUAUAUACAAAUUAUA
This is a messenger RNA of Frieseomelitta varia, 7670 nucleotides long. RefSeq lists its product as uncharacterized. Gene Ontology annotation, cellular component: cilium; cytoplasmic microtubule. Gene Ontology annotation, biological process: microtubule cytoskeleton organization. Lineage: Eukaryota; Metazoa; Arthropoda; Insecta; Hymenoptera; Apidae. The record is from RefSeq and is a predicted model, not a curated record. Bases 644 to 6685 code for a protein of 2013 amino acids. Gene Ontology annotation, molecular function: microtubule binding. The transcript is spliced from 27 exons.